ACCAGAUGGUGGUUAAAUCUGCAACUUGCUGAUGUAUCUACUGAUCUUUAUGCUGUUAACAUACAGGACAAAGAUCAGCUUCAAAGGAAUUCAGGGUUUAGAGACAGAAGAGCUUCUGCAAUGAGAGAGGAGGAUAACUGUGAAGAUUUCCCGAAAGGUGGAGUGAUUCCCCGGGACGAGGACGAAGAACGGCGCAAUAAUAAAUGUCCUGUUGUUGUGGCCCGAAAACGACUGACGAGCCCAAAGAAAGAGCUCAGCAUUGAUCUGCUCACUGAAGAUAAAACUGUCACUCCAUCCAUCCCUAAACGUCCCAAAAAGAGUUCUCCAUCUCCUUCAUCUUUAUCCUCAUCCUCGCUGGUGCCCCUGGUGAGCUCGGUGUCUCCUCUUCCUGCUCAGCAGUUUGAGGAUCUUCACUCUCAGAGAGUCAUCGCCAACGUGAGGGAACGUCAGCGCACACAGUCUUUGAACGACGCUUUUGCCUCGCUCAGGAAAAUCAUCCCCACGUUGCCCUCUGACAAACUAAGCAAAAUCCAGAUCCUCAAACUCGCCUCGCGUUACAUCGACUUCCUGUACCAGGUCCUGCAAAGCGAUGACGGACAGAUGGACACCAAAAUGGCAAGCUGUAAUUACCUGGCACAUGAGAGACUGAGCUACGCCUUCUCCGUGUGGAGGAUGGAAGGAGCUUGGUCCAUGUCUGCUACUCACUAACUCCAACACCUUGUCUGAUUCACAUUAACUCUGAACUGCAGAGUUGCUCAGCUCCAUUUCAUAGUUUUAUUUCAUGAUAUAAGCAUUAAGCUUGUUUCAUUACCAUGACCACACCCCUCACCUGGACCAUGCCCCUCACCUUGACCACACCCCUCACCUGGACCAUGAUCCCUUACAAUAUUCCAAAUAAGUUUAGUCUCCAGCAAAAUGUCUUUUCUUGUCUAUUCUUCUCUGUUCGACUUCCUGGUUCAGUUUUUUAACCAAUCAGACUGCUCCUUUUAAAAACAUCAACAACACCCUGCUCUUUAACCCUGAAUUUUACUUCCUGCCUCUGUCUGAAUCAAGGUGUAUUGUGGGUAUUCUGAACAUUACAUCACAAGGACAUUAAUGUGUUGCAGUGCAUUGUGGGAUUUCACAAAAUAAUAAACUAUAAAUCAUCUGCUGCAAGAACACAACUGAAGAACACCAAAAUGCACACAGAACUACAGAAUCGCAGAAUCCUGUGUUUCUCUUUCAGUGAUCUGAGAGAGGAAAAAGGACAAACUGCUUCUCCACAGCAAAGUCUUCAGAAUUGCGUUUUAUCCGAAGGAGUGUGUGUGAGAUCGGACCUUAUGCUUAGAAAUCACAACUUAGACUUUACUCACUCAUCCUCCACCACACUGUACACAUGAACAUCUGGCAUUUUCAAUCACUGUUUUUUCACCAGCUGCAUAACUAACAGCUUUAUUAAUUCACUGCCUCCAUCAGUGUCAUGCAGAACUUCAGUUUUAUUAUUUUUUUUUAAUUUCUCUGAUUUUCCCUGAAAGCACCUUCAUUCAGCAGAAAGAGGAAAUGUGUUACCCUGGAUAAACUCAACACUUCAAACAUUUCGAACACUUCGAUUUGUUCAUCAGGAAGUAAAGUGAAAUGGAGGUCCUGAUUUGUCUGAAGCUCCUCCAAGUGUUCACAAGUUUGUGAGAUGGUGUGAGAUUUUAGGAGAUGUCAAUGAGAUGAGAGUUCAAACAAAAUGCAGCACAGAAUUCAACAUUCCAUGAGAAACAAAAAAUUUUCAAUGUUUGUUCUUUGGAUUAAAUAUAAAAAAUUGAUUGUGUAAA
Messenger RNA from Silurus meridionalis, 1802 nucleotides. It is a transcript of the gene twist3, whose product is annotated as twist3. Gene Ontology annotation, molecular function: protein dimerization activity; DNA-binding transcription factor activity, RNA polymerase II-specific; RNA polymerase II transcription regulatory region sequence-specific DNA binding. The coding region runs from base 121 to 708 and encodes 195 amino acids. Lineage: Eukaryota; Metazoa; Chordata; Actinopteri; Siluriformes; Siluridae. The transcript has 3 exons. The record is from RefSeq and is a predicted model, not a curated record. Gene Ontology annotation, biological process: regulation of transcription by RNA polymerase II; developmental process.